This is a messenger RNA of Naegleria lovaniensis, 3108 nucleotides long. RefSeq lists its product as uncharacterized. Gene Ontology annotation, biological process: glycoprotein catabolic process. The transcript has 4 exons. The coding region runs from base 1 to 3108 and encodes 1035 amino acids. The record is from RefSeq and is a predicted model, not a curated record. Gene Ontology annotation, molecular function: beta-mannosidase activity. NCBI's taxonomy places the organism in Eukaryota, Heterolobosea, Eutetramitea, Acrasida, Naegleriidae.
AUGGUGCAGAUUCUUCCACUUUCUUCUUUUCAUGCACAAGAUUCACACAGCGACGCGAAACACCAACAACCAAUCCAUAAAAUUAAAAAUCAAAAUAUUCAAUGGUUUCUGUCACUGACUCAAUUCCGAGAUGGAAAAGAACUCAUGAAAACAACCGACUAUGAAUAUGAAGUGUUUCCGCGUAAUGAUGAUCAUCAGCAAUCAUUAUCGAAAUUUCAUAAAAUUCCCAUUAAGCAAAUUCCAUGUAAUGUUCAUUCCAUUCUCUAUGAACACCAAUUAGUGAAUAAUCCCUAUGUUCGAUUUGAAGAAUUAAAACAAUUAUGGGUCGGAUAUUCGGAUUGGAAAAUGGAAUGUAUUAUAGAUGAUUUGGAACAAUGGUUCGAGAUUGGAUCAUCGGAUCGUGUCAUCCAUAACGUUCAAGAGAAUAAUAUAUCAUACGCGUCUUGGUUAUUGGUCUUGGAAGGACUAGAUUGUGUUGCCGACAUUAAAGUGAAUGGAACAUUGGUACGAUCCUGUGAUAACAUGUUUCAAUAUCAUAUUUUGGAUAUUUCUGAAUGGUUGCAACAAGAUCACCCUGGAAAACUCUCUCUGCACAUUGAGAUUGAUUUUAAAUCAGCCAUAGUGGAAUCGAGAAAGCGACUUGAAAAACAUCUCAAAGAACAAGCAUAUGAGAUCCCAUGUCCUUCCUAUACCAGAGACUUUGAUACGAGAGGAAGAAAUUUUCUAAGAAAAGAAGGAUGUGCAUUGGGAUGGGAUUGGGGACCUGCGUUUGCAUCUAUUGGAAUCCAUAAGCCUUGUUAUUUGGUGAGAUUUAAUCGUAGUCACAGUGCUUUGAACAAUCAGUGGUCACCUCUGACACAAACCAUCAAUGCUAACACGAUAAUUUUCUUGAAAGAUAUUGCUCUGUAUCAACAUGAUUUUUCUGACAUGGGAACGACAGGAAAUCACGAAACCUGUGAACAUGUUUCACUCACUGCCAAAUUAUAUUUCUAUUGCAAAAAUUUUGAUGGCUGUGAAAGAAUCAAGCAAGCUAUUGGACAAGUGGAAGUGUCCAUAAUUGAUGACUCUUCACAUCAAAAAGUUCAUGUCCAUUCUCUAUGGUGUGACCAUUUAGAAAAAGACACGGAAUUGGAAGACAUGUAUAUCGCCACAUUGAGUAUUGGAUCCAUUCGAAAUUUGAAAUUAUGGUAUCCCAAUGACUAUGGCAAUCAACCACUAUAUCAUUUCAAAGUGGCCAUCCAUAAUGAACCCUUUAACCAAGAAAAGCAGAUUUUAUUUGGAGUAAGAAAAAUUGAACUCGAUACCUCAAAAGACGAAUAUGGUCACAAAUUCCAAUUCAAAGUGAAUCAUCGUGCGAUUUACUGCAAAGGCAGUAAUUGGAUUCCUUCCGAUUGUUUUCCAAGUCGAUGCUUUCACGGUAAAGACCAUAUUCACAAUUUAAUCAAGAGUGCUCAUGAUUGUCAUAUGAACAUGCUACGCGUAUGGGGAGGUGGAUGUUACGAAUACGACUUUUUCUAUGAAUUUUGUGAUCGAUAUGGUAUUUUGCUGUGGCAUGAUUUCAUGUUUGCUUGUUCAUUAUAUCCAUCAGAUGAAUUGUUUUUGAAAUCUUGCCGCAUAGAAGUGGUUCAGCAACUUCGACACUUACAACAUCAUCCAUGUAUCGCUCUCUUUGCUGGAAAUAAUGAAAAUGAGGAAGCGCUUUUGAGUUGGCCUGAAUGUGUCAAUUCUGAAAGCAAACAACGACUUGUUGUCGAUUACCACAAGCUUUACUAUGAUACCAUUUAUCAUGUUGUUUCACACGAGUUUUCUUCUUCCAAAUUUAAUACUCCACCUUUUUGGCCAAGCUCUCCAUCGAAUGGAAUUAUGAAGUAUGGAAAUCCUCAAGAUUUAACUCAAGGAGAUGCACAUUAUUGGGCUGUUUGGCAUGGUGGUAAGCCAUUUUCAAAUUAUUUAACAGUCAUACCUAGAUUUAGCUCAGAAUUUGGUUUUCAAUCGUUACCAAGUCUUGAAACAUUGGCUCAAUUUAUUAUUGAACAAGAGGGUGAUGAACAAGAUUUGAAUAUUACUUCACCAGUGAUGGAGUCAAGACAACGAAGCUAUGUUGGAAACAAGUGCAUUCUUGAACACAUUUCUAGAGAAUUCCGAUUUCCAAAAACAUUCCAAGAUUUUGUCUAUUUAUCUCAAGUCAAUCAAGCACUUGCUAUCAAAACUGCAUGUGAACAUUGGAGAAGACAAUUAAAAAUCUGCUCUGGAGCACUCUAUUGGCAGCUUAAUGAUAUUUGGCCUGGUAAUUCAUGGUCCUCUCUAGAAUGGAAUGGAACGUGGAAAUUGUUGCAGUAUUUCAGUAAGGACUUUUUUGCUCCCUAUUUAUUCUCCAUUGCAUGUUCGGCGAUCACAAUUACCAUGGACCAUCAUGACAAUGAGCACGCUGCUACUGAACAAUUAGAUUUUUGGUUCACUUCAGAUUCUACAUUUCAACACAAUUCGAUUGAAUUGAAACUUUUGAAAAUUCAAAUGCUUUCGUAUGAGAAUGGACAAGAGUUGUGGAGUAGAGAAAUUUCUGAAUUUCCAUCGUGUUGCGAAAAGGCAUUCAAUUCCACAAACAAUGACAUGGCAAGUGAGAUUCUUUAUUCAUUGCCACUGAGUCGUGAAAUUUUGCAACAAAAGACUUUGGGAUUUUUAAAAUGCUCUCUCGAUAUUGAAAUAAUUAGACCAACCAACAAUAAUUCACAUCAACACGAAAGAAUUCAACACACUCUCCAAGCAGUUCAUUUCCUAUGUGAAUUGAAGAAGGUAUACAAAAUGACAAAACCAUCUCUGAAACUUCAAAUAGAACAAGAAACCCAAAGCCAUGUGAAAUUAGCCAUCACGUGUUUUAAAGCUCCAUCGUUUUUCACUCGCUUAUUUAUCAAGACAGGAGAGCAGUAUCGAGACACUUUGGAUAAAUCCUCACUUCGAUUUGAAAUGGAUCACUUUGAAGAGAAUGGCUUUUUAUUGCUUCCCAAUGAAACUAAAUACAUGUGGAUGAAAAAGAGAGCAAGUUUGUGUGGAAAAACAAAUGUAUUUGCGUUGGAAUGGAUUGGAGUUGAAAAUUUAAGUGAGAAGUAA